AUGAAAGAAGAGAGAGCUCCUGUUCAGGGAGACGUGAAUGAUGGGAUGUUACAUGCAUGCAGCCUGUCAGGACCCUCUGGAUUGAAGUCUCCUGGUUUUGGUGGAUCUGUUCACGCAAACAUUCUGAUCCACACGGAUGGAUUUCUUGGUCCACCUCUCCGCUCUGUGCCGGCCCCUCACAGCAGCCCAGCCUGGAGCCCAUUUAACACAGUUUUGUUCUACUCAGCGGAUCAUCAUCACUCUGAUGCAUCUGCUGAUCGCAGCACACAGAGGAUAUUAAAACAGGAGCUCCACCGGGACCGCAGGACUCCUGGAUUCCUUACGGUGGACGUCAAAUGUCACUUUUAG
Molecule: messenger RNA, 348 nt
Organism: Xyrichtys novacula (pearly razorfish)
Lineage: Eukaryota; Metazoa; Chordata; Actinopteri; Labriformes; Labridae
Source: the annotation of a GenBank genome assembly